GUUUUUGCUGAGCCCUCCAUUAGUCUGUUCGCUCUGGAAUGCUGCAAGGGCAGAGAGCUGCACUUCAGUGAACCCAUCAAUUCUGUUUUGAAUGAGGACCUUCAUUUUUACACUCAAUCUGUGUGGGUGAAAAGUGGAUUGUGGAUUGCAUAUGAAGGAUGUAAUUUUUUAGGAAAGCAGAUUCUGCUGGAGCCCGGUGAGAUUUCAAACUGGAGUGAACACAGUGGCUGGAAAGUAAUUGGCUCCCUUCGUCCUGUGAAACAGCCAGCAGUGUACCUCAGAGUGAAGAACCGAGCCCAAGGUAAAUAUUUGACAGUCGCUGGAAGCCUAGCAGAUAUAAGAGCAACAUCAGUGUGCGCGUCCCCGUACAAUGGCAAGAAUACCCAGAUCUGGCACUACUGUCGUGGACUCUUCAAAUCCAAGGCUAACAACGCCUGUCUGGACCUCAUCGGUGGCAGAGAUGUGCCUGGGGCCAAAGUCGCGCUCUGGGCAGAACAUGGGAAGGACAGGCAAAAGUGGAGACUCAAUGAGGAUGGAACCAUCAGUUCAUACCUCAGCGAACACCUGGUGCUUGAUAUUAAAGGAGGAAAUUAUUAUGACAAGAAUCACAUCAUUAUGAAUCAGCCGAUAGAUGACAAACAGUCACAAAAAUGGGAUAUUGAAAUAUUGUGAGUAAAACCCACCACACAGCUGGACUUUGUGUGGGUUAUUAACA
This is a messenger RNA of Balearica regulorum gibbericeps (East African grey crowned-crane), 715 nucleotides long. Lineage: Eukaryota; Metazoa; Chordata; Aves; Gruiformes; Gruidae. The record is from RefSeq and is a predicted model, not a curated record.